GUAGUUUUACACCUUUCAUUGCUUGCGCACAAAGUUCGGCUGCAACAAUAACAUCAGUUGGAGAAGCAGAAGCGGAAGAAGAAAAUCUGGUAGAAAACAAACAUGGACGCACAGAAGACCAUAGCACACGAAAUCGGAGGGAUCCAAAAUGACGCUCUUCGAUUUGGACUCCAUGGCGUCAAGAGCGACAUCGUCGGAUCGCAUCCUCUGGAAUCCGCUUACCAAUCUGCAAGGAGCUCACAGGAGGAGAUGAAGAGGAAGAUCUUGAUAAACACCUACGGAAGUGCUUUCCCAUUGAAGUUGGAUCUUGACAAGCAAAUUCUUUCUCGAUUUCAGAGGCCUCCAGGAGCAAUUCCAUCUUCAAUGCUGGGUUUAGAGGCUCUUACAGGUAGCUUGGAUGACUUUGGCUUCGAGGAUUAUCUGAAUGACCCUCGUGACUCAGAGACUUUCCGACCUCUGGACAUGCAUCAUGGGAUGGAAGUUCGUCUUGGUGUUUCUAAGGGACCGGUCUGCCCAAGUUUCAUAUGAUUGAAAUCAACUGGCACUUGUUGCUGUGUUUCUUCCUGGAUUUUUAUUCUGUAAUUCCAGAUUAUAAAUAUUUUCUACUCGGUAGCUUCCAGCUAAUCGGACAUUACGACUGUUUUCUUUA
Molecule: messenger RNA, 649 nt
Organism: Juglans microcarpa x Juglans regia
Lineage: Eukaryota; Viridiplantae; Streptophyta; Magnoliopsida; Fagales; Juglandaceae
Product: cyclin-B1-2-like
Exons: 4
Coding region: 103-528 (141 amino acids)
Biological process (GO): proteasome assembly
Cellular component (GO): cytoplasm; nucleus
Source: RefSeq, a predicted model, not a curated record